This is a messenger RNA of Prunus armeniaca (apricot), 513 nucleotides long. The record is from the annotation of a GenBank genome assembly. Lineage: Eukaryota; Viridiplantae; Streptophyta; Magnoliopsida; Rosales; Rosaceae.
AUGUUGGAGAGUGCUACGAGGAAAGAGAUGUGCCUGUUUAAUAGCAGGAUGGCUAUGAGCACUAGUUGUUCAGAGAAUGGUGAGGGAGCUGAAAAAAUCAGGGAGUUGGUAAAAGAAUCAUUUGAGUUGGCUGCAAAGGUUUGUUUUGGGGAUGUGUUGGGCCCACUGAAGAGGUUGGGUUUCUGGGUUGAUGGGAAGCAGCUCAUGGAUGUGACCAUGGGUAUUAUAAACUUCUGGAGGGUGAGGGUGAAGCAGCAUGAAGAGAGAGCAGAGAGAGAGGGUUGGGAUAGAGAAGAUAAAGAUUUGAUGGAUAUACUAUUGAAGGCCUAUCAAGAUGAUAAAGCCGAGGUCAAGAUUUCCAGAACUCAUGUGAAGGCUUUCUUGCUUCGUUCCAAGUUCAGUUGUGAGCCAACAAUGAGAGCUACUGCGAACAAUGGGAGCUAUCGGGAUCGGAGAUCGAUGAAGCAUGUUCUGGACAACGUUCAUGGAUACAUCUACCUCGAGCCGGUAUGA